UUGUUCAACUCUAGCAUCACAAAUGAACUCCUGGUCAUAUUGCCACACAAUAUAAAGUAACACUGGAAGAAGAUUCAACCUGACUUUCAUGUUGAGUUUGAGAGACUUUAUUGACGGAUCGUUUUAAGAAUCCCUCUUUCACGUAUUGACUCAACACAUCUACUUAGCAGUUGUUAUAUCUCGUCAUAUUUGAAGUGACCAAUGUAAAUAUUUAAAAUAUUUUCCUGUUUAGAAAAUAUCAAAGCACUUCAAGUUUAUAUUAUUGUGAGUGCAUUUGAUUAUUGCUUGAGAUAACUUACUACAUUAUUCCAUAUAUUUGAUAAUUUCUUGGUAUCUAUCAAAGGGUCGUAAAAGGUGUAAUAAGCUAAUAAUUAGCUCUAAAAACUUAGACAUAUAUUUUGAGCUUGUUUGGUUCUUACUAAGAACAUAAGCGUGUUUAAUAACAUAUUGUUGACUAAUUGUCCGGUCAGUUUAGUGUUGCUUGUAAAAACAAGCUAGGCAUAGCAACAGUAUGUCGCUCCACGAGGAAGAGGCAACCCAAAUUCUAGAUCAGAGCGGAUUUGACCCCAGUAUAGAAACUGCAAUCGAAAGGGUGUUAGAGAUGCCCAGUACCAGUACCGUUAGUCAAACCUCAGAUGUCCGUUAAGAAAGGCCUGAUGGACGCCAACGCACUCUAACUGAGAAAGGUCGAGAAUUCCUCCAUCAAGAGACCCAAAAACGUGAGAAGGCCUUCAUUAAGGCAUAUGACUCCUGGACGCAGACAGCAAAACAAAGCAGAGCAGCACUAAAAUCCUUAUGCUCUCCUGAAGAGCUAGGCAAUAUCCGAAGGGAAAUUGAAAUAAGACACAGAACAGUAUGUCAACAAAAUGAACCCAUCACGCGUCACCAUGCUACGACACCUACGAUCGCCAACAAAAUGAACACCUGUAACACUUUAACUGAAGAGAUAACCACCCUUGUCAAUAUGCGAAUGCAGCCACGUGACGGGAGAUACAAUGAAGACCUAGAGAAACAGAGUAAGAAUGGUGCUAAACAAAGAUGAGUAUGGAUCUGUUUUUGGUCGUACAGAGACUGAGACUGUAAUUUCAGACCAAUCUGAAAGCCAGCCAAGUUCCAACCCAUCGUCUCAUUCUUGUCAGCGUUUAGAGGCAGAAGCAGAGCUUGCUGCUAAGAGGGAACAGGCUAAAGCAAUCGAAGACAUCCAGGCUCAACAAGCAAAGAUCAUUCAACUAGAAAGUGAAUUAAAGGUGGCAGAGGCGGCAAUAAAGGUAGAGGAAGCAGCCAGCUUAGCUGAAGUUGAGAGGAGAAGAGCUGAGAGGCACAAGAAGCUAGAACAGGAACGAACAAAGCUAGCGCGAAUAAAAGCAGAGAAGGAAGUCCAGAUGGCAGCAGCGCGGGUUAAAGCGUAUGACAGUUUUGGAAGUGAUCACGAAAGAGAAUUUGAAAUAAAUACAGCUCACCAAGAGAUCAAUCACAUGUUAAACCCAAACGCAACGUCCUUCCUAACUCACCAAGCACCCUCUCAAACAGCUACACCUAUGGAGGCCAUCAGCCUAGCUCAGGCGAUCGCGAGCUCUCAGUAUAAACCGCCUACCUGUGCCCGAACCAACAAAAUUUACUGGUGAUCCUAUCAAGUAUGUCGACUGGAAGACAACCUUCAUGGCACUCAUCGACCAGAAACCCAUACCUACGGCAGAGAAAAUGUUUUACCUAAAAACUUUCUCUCUGGAGAGACUCUAAAGGCAGUGGAAGGGUUCUUCUACAGGACCUCAGAAGAUGGAUACCAGGGAGCUUGGAAGGUUCUAGAAGAAAGGUAUGGUAACCCGUUUAUAGUGCAAAAGGCCUUCAGAGACAAACUUUCCAAAUGGCCGAAGAUCAGCGCUACCAAUCCAAUAUCCCUGAGAGAAUUCACAGACUUUCUGCAGGGUUGUGCAACUGCUUUACCUCAUGUCAAAGGACUAUCCAUUUUAAACGAUUGUGAGGAGAACCAGAAACUACUCAAAAAACUGCCAGAGUGGAUUGUGCGAAAAUGGAGCAGAAUCGUGGUGGAGGAGCUGGACAAGUCUAACGGUUAUCCAGUUCUGGUGCACUUCAUAAACUUCCUGAACAAAGAAGUCCGGAUUGUCUGUAACCCCAUCACCGCUCCCUUCUUCAUGAAUGCAAAGGCUAACGAGGCGAGAAAACCACAGUGGACCAGAGCCCUCAGUACAACUGCACAGAUAAAGGAACCCAUAAAGGAGACCCAAGAGACGCUUCAGCCAAAACCACCAUGCACCGCUUGUAAAAAUGAAACUCAUGGUAUUGCUAGGUGCCCAACCUUUGCAUCAAAGAGCUUAGACGAAAAAAGGGCAUUCAUCCACGAGAACAACCUUUGCUUUAGAUGCUUGAGAAAAGGGCACUCCAGCAAAAAUUGUCAAAGGCGACAUAUCUGCAGCGUCUUUCAUGGGCGACAUCCCACAUGCCUGCACGAAGAGAGGAAGCAAAAGACGACAGGAGAGAUAAAGAACAACUCACCUCCUGCAGACAAAGCUCUUCGUCAGGAACCCCACGUGGUGCACUCUCACACCUCAGUACAGUAUGUACCUGCCACCUCCAGCAUAGUCCCGGUUUUGGUUUCUUCAUCACUAGAGCCUCAGCGACAAGUUCUGACCUAUGCUGUACUUGACCAGCAGAGCGACGCAACCUUUAUUCUAGAAGAUCUGCUCGACGACCUGAACGUAGAGUCAGCCCAACCAACAACGCUAAAACUUAGCACCAUGACUGCCAUUGACACUGUCUUACCAAGCGUGUCAGUGGGCUGCAGGUUCAAGCACUCCUUUCCGGAAAGCCUAUCCAAAUAAACCAAGCCUUCACCCGGAGCUUUAUUCCCGUGGAUAAGUCACACAUCCCGACAAAGCAGACAGCCCAGCAGAGGUGUCACCUACAUAAUUUGACAAACCAGAUACCGACACUCCAAGAUUGUGAGGUAGGACUACUAAUUGGAUCGAACUGCCCAGCAGCACGAGCCCCAAUUGAAUCUGUCAUAGGUGGAGGGGACAAACCGUUUGCACAACGGACAGAGCUCGGUUGGAGCAUUGUAGGACCAUCCAAUCCGCAUAUGGACAGACAAGGAAGCAUGAGCUACGUCCACAGAGUUGCAGUAAAAGAAAUCAUAACCCCACCAGUCAUGGAAGAAUUGAAAGCCCUGGAGUUAGAUUUUAGCGAGAGAAACUGCAAGAACUAUGUGUCGCAAGAAGAUGUUAACUUAAGACAGUUCCUCAGCAAGAAAAUUAGGCAGAAGGAUAGACACUUAGAGAUGCCGCUACCUUUCAAAAAUUAUUCUCCACCACCUCUUUCAAACAACAAGAGGCUUGCCACCAUCCCAGUCCAAUGUCGGAAGAGGAAGCUGAAGUCAGCCCCCCUCCCAAAUGACUUGAGAUCACGGUGGGAGAAGUGGAAACGCGGCCUCGAGAAGCUACAAGAAGUUGUAAUUCCACAAUGCUAUCACCCACAGAACCUCAGCGCCAUCAUUAGAACAGGACUGCAUCACUUUGCCGAUGCCAGCUGCAAAGGCUACGGUGACCCCGAAGUUAAGGUAAGUCUAGCAUGUGAUACUAAGUCCAACGAUAGUGUAGACCUCCUCAACCAUCUAAGUCGAGAGAAUCAAGAGACUAGAGUCCAAAGAACCACACACAGAGCUCGUGACUGUCACAGAAACAGAAAGAGCUGCCAAAAUCAUCCUCAAGCUCGUCCAGCAGCAAGCCUUUCCCAAGGAGCUGAAGAUGAUCCAGAGAGGAGAAUAUCUACCAAGUUCAAGAGCUCUUUCCCGUCUCGACCCAAUCCUGCGCAGAGAUCAACUCUGUGUUGGUGGAAGACGAAAGAAGUCAACACUGAGUCUGAAACAAAAACGCCCCAUCAUCCUUCCAAAGGACAGCAAUGUCAUCAAGCUGAUUCUUGCCCACUACCAUGUCAAGACCUGCCAUCAAAGACGAGGACAAACCCAGAUGGAACGCAGGGCAAAUGGGCUCUGGGUUAUUGGUGGGAGCAGACUUCUGGCCAAGCUCAUCCAACUCUCUGUGCAAGGCAGAAAACGAAGGGACCGCCUCAUGAAGCUCACUACCAGACAGAAAUCGUUCAAACCCCGUCGCAAUCUCCAAAUGGAUGAUGAAAAUCUCCCAAGAAACCAAUGGCUACUAGGAAGAGUGGUCGAAGCCAUUCAAGGAAGUGAUGGAUUAGUUAGAAGAGCUAAGAUUCAAACUGGAGAGCACAAAUUGAGAAUUCAGGAUCAUUCAUCCGAACCUUCGAUUAUAGAGAGGCCAAUUCAAAAGCUAGUGCUUCUCCUUGAGAGCGAAUAGAACUGUUACCUCCCUCACACUUAUUAGCGUAAAAGUACAAGGUGAAAUCAGUUGCAGAUUUGAGUUUAAAAUCCUGCAUGAAACAUUUAAAUUGUUCAAAGCAGGAUUUGGUGGGAGUGUAAAUGCAGCUAAUCUGCAUUCCAAUGUAAUGUUUAAAAGUUCAUUUGUUUUGAAUUUAAUUAUCCAUACAUGUCUGCUUGUUCAUUCUGCAUCAUUAUUUUGUGCAAUUCCCAUAAGCGCCAUAGGGUGGCAACGUUGCGCAGGCUUCCCUAGUCUAUCUGCACGAAGUAGAAGUAGUGAGGAGGAGGCCAAAGCUUCAGAAUGUGGGAAGCACCGAUCAAAUGCGGUCGUCCGUCGUAUGUUGUGUUGGCAAAAAGGGAAAAUUAGAGAGACAAAAGAAGAGAGGAUAAGUCAACAACCAUUCAAAGUGAUUUUUAUUUAACAUAUAACAAAUAUUUCGUUAAUAUAGUGUCACAUUAGGUGCUCUAUUUGUUUGUUUUCAAGCACGUUUUUGCUUGCGUUUUGUUUGUCUAAUGGCGCCCAUUGUACAUUUUCUCAGUGUCCAUUAAAGCUGCAGACCAGGUCACAUUGUUUUAGCACCCUUGGUCGGCGGAAUAAGUUUUCAAGGUGCACCAGGUGCUUAUGGUGCGAACGAGAGUGGAGAGAAAAAAAACAAAAAAAAACUGGAGCAUCAGUCGAGACUACUUCGUCUUUUUUGGACCGAGGGACAUCUACAUUUUGUAUUUUGAAAAUAACAAUGCCAUGAUUUUUCCUUGUCAAGACAGCAAAUAUAUACAAAGAGCAGCAAACCUAAGUAACAUAGCAACAUCAACUACAUGCAUGAAAAGGAGUGGGAAGAAGAAAACAUUUUAAAUACAUGUACAGGAUGGAUACACUUCCCUCUGGUGGCAGCAUUGGGUCUGGCUGGACUGUAACCUUAUAUGACUGAGAAGCAGACUCAGAUGUCUGACAUGGCUAAGUGAGCUCUGGUUUGGCCCACAUCAGGCUGUAAGUCAUUUCAGCUAAUAUAUGUUUGUGUAUGCAUUUGUAAUUAACAGCUAAAAGUUUGUGGAAAUAUGUUUGAGAGAUUUUCUAUGGGAACCUUAAAUAUGUUAGCAUUCGUAGCAUUUAAGGUAGCUGACUUUUGUUAGGCAAACUAGGCUAAUUUAAAACACUGGAAGUCCCGGAGUUUUUUUGGCUAUAAAGAAAGACCAGAAAGGCGUCCAAUGUCACCGAUACCAAACUGACUACUUGGCUUUGUCAAACAAUAGACCACUCAAACAAGUAAUCGAGCAGACAACGCCCCUACACAGUCUUGUGGAGUCGCUGCGUAGGUGUGAAGGAUGGGUUUCACUCUGGAUAGCUGCAAUUAGCAUCUUGAAUAUUUGCAAAUCCAGGGCUCCCUUUAGUUUGUCAAACACGGACGAGCAUGGAGAUGGCCACUCACCGUGCUCUACAAUAUGAUUGAUAGGGAAGCACUGAAUGCAUAUGUGUUGUAUCGGGCAUGCACUGGAAGGCAAGAGAGACGGGUGGACUUCCUGCUGGGUAUUGCAAAGGAAUUGGCUCACUCUCAUGUGGGCGCAAAGAAGGCGCAGAAGGAAAAAUUGCUUCGGAAUCAACCUCCAACACCUAGCCCCGGGAAAAGGGCGAAGUGUCAUAUGUCACCACAUAAAUUUUUUGUUUUUUAUUACUCCGUCCCUUGUACUGUAGGCAAACUUUACUUUUGGGAGAUGUAAAAAGGUCUGCUCGAUUGCCUGCCUGAGCAGUCCACUGUCUGACAAAGCCAAGGCACCCAUGCCCUGCAAACACUCAAGAUGCUAAUUGGAGCAAUCCAACUUUGUGGUUUUGCGAGUGUGAAUAGGAAUGACUAAUUAGGACCUCAAUUCUAAUUGCUGCUAAUUAGUAUCAGAUGACCCUUCUCUGGAUACAAAAGGGUUUUGUAUCAACUGAUCCACCCUUGGUAGUUCUAGUGUCACCUAAAUUUAUAUAAUGAUUAGACUAGAUGGACGUUUGAACACCAAUUAAUUUGUGUCAAGUGCUUUGUUGUUAAAAUGUGUGUCGUUCUGAGCAAAAGUGUAUAAAUGUGUGAUACAGCUUUACAAAUUGUCAAAAGUGAAGGAAG
Molecule: messenger RNA, 6456 nt
Organism: Corythoichthys intestinalis (scribbled pipefish)
Lineage: Eukaryota; Metazoa; Chordata; Actinopteri; Syngnathiformes; Syngnathidae
Exons: 4
Coding region: 3098-4144 (348 amino acids)
Source: RefSeq, a predicted model, not a curated record